UCUCAAUGCCCGAUUUCGUGAAGGGCUCGCCUACUAACAAAAUGUAAUUAUUCAGUUGCUACACCGAGAGAUAUCAGAUCCUCAAAAUAUUGAUCAUCGUUGUCGUGGAAACAUCGGAUGAUCAAGAUACAAACAAAUGAAUAAAACGAAAAAAUAAUCUUCAUUUGUAAAUCUGACGAUUUUGAUUGAUGACAAAAUGAGCAGAGGGAAUCUAGGCAUUUCAAGAUGGCUCGAUGCAUAUUCAGAACAAAAUCCCGGGCUCACAACUUUACCUGGAAACGUAGUUCUCUCGGAUAUAAAUGGCGAUGGAAAUUAUUGUUUGGUCAUCACAGAUAUCAAAUUCGGUGAUACCAAACGUAGUAAAAUGAAAGUUUAUAAAGGAACAACGAUAACUGAUAUAACCUUGCCAGAUUUACCAAAUUCUUUGGUAACAUUUUACACCGAUCAACUGGAGCCAAGAAUACCAGCUGUAGCAGUCGCAUGUGGCUCAAGUUUGUUCAUCCACAAGAAUAAUAAGCCAUAUUUCAAAUUUCAAUUGCCAUAUUCACCAGUUUCGGCAUCAGAAGCUGAAUGUUGGGCGCCAGUUUUGGAAAGUGAUGAUAUUUCAGAGGAACUUAUAGAGAAGUUAAAAAAAGAUCUUUCGGCUAUUCAAUAUGAUAAGCUGAGCAAUAGGUCACAAGAAUUAUUGACCGUAUCUGAAAAGGCAAAAAUUGAAAAAAUAGUGCGUAGUUAUAAUACAAAAGAUAUUAUUAAAGAAUCUCCAAUCACAUGCAUGACCACUUUGAAGAAGAAGUCGGAUGACAAAUUCGAAGUAUCUUGUCCUGUUUUAGCAACUGAGUCUGGAAAUAUAUAUAUCCUAGAUCCACAAUCAUUCACCAUCCUACAUCAGGCAAAUGCCUGCAGAAUGAAAGUGACUCCAUUCAUGAUGAGAGCCACAGGAGUACUUAGCCUUGAAUUUCGAAUUUUGGUGGCUUGUAGAGAAGGUUAUAUAUGCGUCUUACAAAGAGGCUGGCUGGAGGGAAAAUUCAUUAUUCAAAUGACUCAUAAUAUUGCCGAUUUCGUUGUUAUCCCAGAUGACAAUUUAAUAAUCGUGGCUACAACGGAUAAAAUACUGAACUGCUUCUCGAAACGUGGUCAUAAACUAUGGUCACUGGUGAUGUCGAAUGAAAUUAUUUGCUUAUGUUUAGUACCUCUUCCGCAUAUACGAAUGAAUGUUAUAGCCGUUGGUCUAAAAAAUGGAGCUAUUCAUCUAUACCAGGGAAGAAAAUGCGUUGAUCAAAUCAAUGUACCUGACGCUCCCUCAGUUAUUACAUUUGGUCAACUUGGACAAGAAGAGCAUGUACUUGUUAUCAUCACUAUAGCUGGGACUGUAAUAUUCAGGAUUCUGAAACGAACGGCAGACUUCAAUUCAAGUGUUACAGAAAAUGUUCCCUUGAUCCAAAACAAACCUUUGUCACUACCUAAAAGGAGCAAAUUAUUUUUGGAACAAACUAUGAGAGAAAGGAACACCUUUUUGGAUAUACAUCAAACAUUUCAACAAGAUUUGAUGAGAAUCAGAUUGCAUACUGCCAAAGAGCUACUCCAACAGAGUACGAAUCAAACAAAUUCCAUUAAUCAAAAAGAACAGGUGAAAUUGUCAGCACAGGUGUUGGGCUUGGGUACAAAAUUCACAGUUACCUUUACAUUGGAAAAUAUGGAAACUAAUUCGGCAUUAAGAGGAGUCAUUAUGAUAUUGCACGUCAAUCCUUUGAAUUAUGAAUGUUCUCCUAAUAAAACAUCAGUGCCUUUGCUGCAACCAGGGUUUUCUCACAAAAUCAGAGUAAAGAUAGAGGAAAUUGUCGGUGAAAAUCAAACAAAUGUACCAAGAACUCCAGAAGACUGUACUAUACGUGUAUUUAUUACAAGAAAACACCAAACGCAGCCAAUGCUUGCAGCUACAGUGAAUAUGCCACUAUCAGAAAACAUUUCACUUUAAAUAAUUUGAAGCCCAAUUCAUGUACGAUUCAACGAAAAUUGUUGGUAAUAUUGAAGCAUGUGUUCUCAUUUUUUCUGAAUUUUAGAAUUUCAUGUUUUUGCCAAAUUAAUCAACUAAAGGAAAAUCUCGCCUCAACUUGAUUUAAACUGAUUUUAAUUUCGAAAAUAUUGAGUAAAAUUUUUCAAUCAUCUAAUUUCAUGCUUAAAUAGAACUAAGUAUUUCGUUAUUUACUUAACAUUAGUGAAAAAGCAUUAUCAGUUAUACAGGGCGGAUCUUUUUCAAAUGACCUUAGUCUAGUAUGUGUAAUAGUGUGAAUAAACAAUUUGAAA
Molecule: messenger RNA, 2304 nt
Organism: Phaedon cochleariae (mustard beetle)
Lineage: Eukaryota; Metazoa; Arthropoda; Insecta; Coleoptera; Chrysomelidae
Source: the annotation of a GenBank genome assembly